GGGUUCAUCAAGAAAGCAUUGGGUAGUCGCCCUCAUUGAAUGACGGGCUUCUGGUCAAGUUUAUUUGUGGUCAAGUGCAUCACCGCGUGUUGCUACGACAAGAUAUUCGCAGACUUCCCAGCACAUGGAUUCAAGGAAAACAGGCUUGCGUGCAACGUGCAAAGCAAACUCACGAGGACUGCCAAAGUAGACUUCCACGCUGCACACGAUACGACAGCAAAGCUUCGGAAGUGUACAAACAAGGAUACUUUAAUGAGAGCGAUGGAGAAAAGAUUCAAGACAUGUAACGCGCAUGCGGAAUCAAAAGGUAAAGAUUUAUGCUUACAAAGAACGUUCUCGGCCGCUUGUUUGGUGCAUCUGUAAAAGCAAUAAAGGUUCCGAAGGAGUGACAAACACUCGGUACCGUAUUUUGGCUCUCUGAUGUAUGUCCUCCAG
This is a messenger RNA of Aureobasidium pullulans EXF-150, 435 nucleotides long. RefSeq lists its product as uncharacterized. The record is from RefSeq and is a predicted model, not a curated record. Bases 40 to 363 code for a protein of 107 amino acids. The transcript has a single exon. Lineage: Eukaryota; Fungi; Ascomycota; Dothideomycetes; Dothideales; Saccotheciaceae.